This is a messenger RNA of Hevea brasiliensis (rubber tree), 2025 nucleotides long. RefSeq lists its product as uncharacterized. The record is from RefSeq and is a predicted model, not a curated record. Bases 320 to 1777 code for a protein of 485 amino acids. Lineage: Eukaryota; Viridiplantae; Streptophyta; Magnoliopsida; Malpighiales; Euphorbiaceae. The transcript is spliced from 4 exons.
UCCACUUAAGAGCUGUGUCAACCUUGGGAGUUCAAGGUUUCGAAAAAUAAGACCUUGGGAGCUAAGGAUGUAGAUUACUUUUCAAAAAGAAAAGUUAAAGGAAUGUAGAUUACUUAUUAGUUAAGGCGUUCUAUUUAAUAUUUAUGCAGUUUGAACCCAUUGAAAAUCCAUUGCUUCCGUGGUCUCUUCUCAAAUCAAAUAUUCUUCGCCACCUAACCUCAAUUCUUCCAUUCCCAUCAAGGUUGGACUGUUGUUCGGUGGAUUUCAGAGGAAUUUUAUGCUCAGUUUUUGUGGGCUUGUUUGGACCAUCUAAACAAGAAUGGGGAGCCAAUCUAUUAAGUUGAAGGCAGUAAUAGACAAGGAGAAAAACAGAGUAAUACUUGCUGAAUCUGAAGGGGAUUUUAUUGAUGUUCUCCUCAGUUUUUUAACAAUGCCUAUGGGAACGAUCAUCAGGCUCACCCGUACUCAACUUCCAAGCAUUGGUUGCAUGAACAACUUGUAUGCAAGUGUUGAAAAUCUUGAUGUCAGGCGUUUCAGGACUCAAGCAUGCAAGGAAAUGCUUCUACAUCCUCUGAAUGGGGCUGCAACUCACUGCAAUUACCUGAAAUUGAAAAUUGACUACACGACCGAGAAUCUACAAUACCUUUAUUGUGGGGACUCGGAGUGCUUGGCAUCUAAGCACAAAUUAUUUACUCAUUACGGUGGUAGCUUUUGUGGUUGUGGAAAGCCCAUGGCGUAUUCGUUGAAUCAGUUGUAUAAUGCUGAGUCAAAUAAUAUUGUUGUUUCUGAUCCUCGAGAUGAAGGGGUGUUUGUUAGAGGACUGACCCGACUUAUAAUAAGUGACGAAUUACAUUUGAUGCCCCCAUCAGACACAGCAAGCUUCUCUUUGCUUGCCAAGCAUGGAGUCAUGGAUGCAAAUACCAUGGAGGAAAGGACGUUUGAUGUUCAUGUAAAUGAGGUUUUCAAUUUGCUGAAGAGCACCUUGGUAUCAAAGACACCUUUGACAGAAACUCUAUUAAAGCAACAACGAAUGCCUGAACCAAGGAAGGAAGAUUUAGGUGUAGGGUGGUUCAUUAAACAGAAGAUAGGAGAACAUGCAACUGAAGGAGAUAGGAAGAUUUGUGUCAGGCUCGUGCUGAGUAAAUCCAAGAAGAUGGUAUGUUAUGCAGAAGCCGCGGAGGAUUUUGUUGAUUUACUAUUCAGCUUCCUUACCAUUCCUCUUGGGUUUAUAGUCAAAGAAAUGCGUGGUUAUCCUUCCAAAGGAUGCAUAACUCAUUUAUAUGAUAGUGUUGAGGAACUGGAUACUGAGAAAUACUUCAAGUCAAAUGACCACAAAGAGACUCUACUUAGUCCCAAGAUGGCAUCUCGUUUUGGCUACAAGAACCAGCUAAUAGGGGUGGAAGAAGUUAAUCAGCAGUACUAUUUGUCGGGAGAUUAUCCUCGUAUUUUUACUCAUAAACCAACUAACAGGAAAUUUUCUACUUUAACCAUGAAUGAUCCUAAAGCACCACUUUAUAAGGAACAAGCUAUAAGCAAUGGAGGAUUUGUGUUGGGACCUGAAACGUUUACAGUAACCGAUGAUCUGGGAGUAACACCAAUAUCCCCUGUCUUACGUUUGUCUGUUCUGAGCAAAUUGAAAGUACCUUUCAGUGACAUUGAAGAGCGCAUUGUGCAUGUGGGCAAUGAGGAGGCUUUGCGUCUCCUGGUAGCUUCAUUUAUCUCUGAAUCUGCUCUAACUGAUACUUUUACCCCCAAAGGGCUAGAACAAGAAUACUGAGGCCUUGAAGCCAUCUUUGUUCUCUUAGUGGAGUCUGGAGCAAAGAGGAUGCACUGGUUUAUGAUCCUUUGUAUUUUGGUAUGUAAAUUUGUUGUCUCUACUUUUUGUUGACCCACAUAUGAUGUCCCGGUGAAUGAUGGUCUUGUAUUAUUAUUUCAAGUUCUACUUAUCUACUGAUAGUUGUAAUAGUGAUGGGUUUGUUCGAUAGAUUUAUUAAAUAAUUUGACUCAGCUAUUUGGAUAUCUUUC